This is a messenger RNA of Saccharomycopsis crataegensis, 279 nucleotides long. It is a transcript of the gene TIM11, whose product is annotated as F1F0 ATP synthase subunit e. The record is from RefSeq and is a predicted model, not a curated record. Lineage: Eukaryota; Fungi; Ascomycota; Saccharomycetes; Ascoideales; Saccharomycopsidaceae. The coding region runs from base 1 to 279 and encodes 92 amino acids. The transcript has 2 exons. Gene Ontology annotation, molecular function: proton transmembrane transporter activity. Gene Ontology annotation, biological process: proton motive force-driven ATP synthesis.
AUGAGCACUGUUAAUGUCUUCAGAUACUCUGCUUUGGGAUUAGGUGUUGUUUAUGGCUUCACCCACCGUUAUAGCCUUAAGUCAGCUGCUUUGAAGAAAGAAGCCGAUGACAAGCUCAAGAACACUGAAAAAUUGAUUGCUGAAGCUAAGGAAGAGUACGCCAAGUUGAACAACAAGGGCAAAGACUCUAGCUCCACCGAUUUGUCAAAGAUCAACUUGGAUGACAAGAACUUGGAUUUUGCUAAGGUUAUUUUGGGUAGUCUCGAAACUUUGAAAUAA